UGACAUUUAGGCCAAGUUUUUGAAUAACAAUAUUUGCAAAAAUGUCCGGUUUGAUAAAAAGCGUGCGCGUUUUAUCCCGAAAUUCGAGUUAUUUACGAGCUGUUGCGAUUAGGCCACUGACUGUCAUUGCCAAUAAACACAAAAAUUAUGACCAGCCCCCGGUUACAAGCAGCUCAGUAUUUGCACCCCUUAGCCAGAGACUGGUUUUGCCACUUGAGCGAUGUUACAGUUCCAAGCCACCGUUGACUUUAAAACUUAUCACAGACCGCGUCCUCUUGGUAUUAAAACUGUACGAUAAAGUCAAUCCAGACAAGCUCACGCUAGACUCACACUUUAUUAAUGAUCUGGGGCUUGAUUCCUUGGACCAUGUGGAGGUGAUCAUGGCCAUGGAGGACGAAUUCGGGUUCGAAAUUCCAGACGGAGACGCCGAAAAACUGCUAAAACCCGCUGAUAUCGUGAGGUAUGUUGCGGACAGGGAAGACAUUUACGAAUAGGUUUGUAGUAAAACAGUAGAUAAGGCUUAAUGUUGUGUUUGUUUUGGCACUGAUU
Messenger RNA from Tribolium castaneum (red flour beetle), 549 nucleotides. RefSeq names its product NADH dehydrogenase (ubiquinone) acyl carrier protein (gene ND-ACP). Gene Ontology annotation, cellular component: mitochondrion. Gene Ontology annotation, molecular function: acyl binding; acyl carrier activity. Gene Ontology annotation, biological process: fatty acid biosynthetic process. Bases 42 to 494 code for a protein of 150 amino acids. The record is from RefSeq and is marked validated. Lineage: Eukaryota; Metazoa; Arthropoda; Insecta; Coleoptera; Tenebrionidae. The transcript has 3 exons.